Messenger RNA from Cyprinodon variegatus (sheepshead minnow), 1454 nucleotides. It is a transcript of the gene hirip3, whose product is annotated as HIRA interacting protein 3. Bases 38 to 1318 code for a protein of 426 amino acids. The record is from RefSeq and is a predicted model, not a curated record. The transcript has 8 exons. Gene Ontology annotation, cellular component: nucleus. NCBI's taxonomy places the organism in Eukaryota, Metazoa, Chordata, Actinopteri, Cyprinodontiformes, Cyprinodontidae.
CCGCCAACAUUUGAGCCUCCCGCCAUCAAAAGCAGAGAUGGUGUCAGAGAAGGAUAAAACUGGUAUCCGAAGAUUUGUGAAGGGCCAACUCCGCAAUGAACCAGACCUAAGCACGUUGACCUUGGGAAUACUGAAAAAACGAUAUCUGGCUCUUACAGGAUAUGAAUCAUUAAGUUCUGACGCAAAACAAAUUAUGAAGCAGGUGGUGAAAGAAGAGCUUAUGAAACUGCAGGAAAACAAUGACAGCGACUCUGAAACUACAGAAUCACAGAAACCACAAAAGAAAAGGAAGAAAGAAAGCGAGGAGCUGGAAAAUGAAGAUGAAACGGAAUCCAAGGCAAAGAAAUCCAGAUCACAAGCAUUGACCUCUUCAUCAGAUUCUGAGGAUGAGCCGAACUGUAAAGAAAAAAGUCAAAGCAAAGAACAAGUCAGUCCGCUGCCUAAAACUAAAGUAGCAGCAGAAGAAUCUGACCAUGAACAUGAAAGCGAAGCUGAACCUCGUGUGUCAGGUGAUGAUUCUUCAUCUGAAGAGUCAGAAAAGAGUGGGCAUGAGAGUCCAAGUCCUGAGAAAAUUGUGAAAAAGAAGGCCAGUGCUGCCAAAAAGGAAGAGAUUAGAACCACCGAUACAAGUGGAGGAGAAAAACCACAGAGAAGUGAUGAGGAGAGUGAAAGUGAUGCAGACAGCAAGUCAGAGAAAAGUGACAAAGACGGGGAGGAAGAUUCCUCUGCCGCUAAAAAAGAAGAAGAUGUGAAGAAGCAAAAUGAUUCCGACUCAGAUUCAUCUUCACUGCCUUCACUAGAGGAUGAGCGGAAAAGCAGCCCGAAAAAAAACAAAAAUGAAAAGAAAAAGAAAGCAAACGUGGGCAAAAAGAACGGAGGUCAAAAGGAGGAAGACAAAGCAGUUGUGCGACUCAAACGUUACAUCGCCCUCUGUGGUGUAAGGAAGAAUUACAAGAAGCUGCUAGAUGACUGCCGUUCCAUUCGCUCCAAAGUGGCUGUUUUGAAGAAGGAACUGGAAGACCUUGGUGUCCGUGGUAACCCUUCUAUUGAGAAAUGUAAGAAAAUUCGAUUAAAGAGGGAGGAAGCUCAGGAACUGGCUGAACUUGAUGUCCACAAUAUCAUCACCACUCAAGGUCGGCCUAAACGCAGAGGAACCUCAGCCAUGUGGGAACUGAAAGACCCUCCAUCCAAUUAUCAUCGCACUUUGAGCUCUGAUUCCGAUAGUGAUCGGGAAAACGUUCCUCUCAAAGGACGCAGAAAGAUGUCAGAGUGGGCCAACCUGCAUGGAAUCAUUAGCGACGAUGCAGACACUGACUAAACAUGGACUGUGUCACUUUUGUUUGUUGUUGAAUUGUGCAUUCAUACAUAUUUUGUAAACCUUUUAAUAAAAAAUUUGAAGUCGCUUGUUUUAAUGUUCCAGCUAAAAUAAAAGUUGUUUGAUAUUAUUUAUAUUU